GCACAUUUCUUCCGUUUAAAGGGAGCUGAACGGUGUUUACAGUUGCACCCAUGAGACGGGUGAGUAUCAUACACAUUUUUGAUAUAAGAUCUUCAGGGUGAGUGUUACAGUGGUGACGUCAGGAGCAAAGAGCAGCAGGCAGUGAGCGCGAGGCGAAUACGCGAGACACAACCUGUGCCGGUGCGCAUCUUCCCAAACUUCUCCAGCGCUGUCCGAGAGCGCGGAGCGACACACAACCACCAGCAGAGAGAAGAGCAUCGGGGCGAGCGAUGAAUAACAAUUCUACCAAUUUAAACACGAGUCCGCCGCGGGUCGGUGGCGGCGGCUCCGGGACUGUGGACCACGAACUCGUCAUCACCUCCACUUUCGGGACGCUUCUCUCCGUGGUCUACAUCAUCGGGGUGUCGGGGAAUGUGUACACCCUGGUGGUGAUGUGUCACUCGAUCCGCUUCGCCACUUCCAUGUACAUCUCCAUCAUCAACCUGGCUCUGGCGGACCUGCUCUACCUCUCCACCAUCCCCUUCGUGGUGUCCACCUACUUCCUAAAGGACUGGUACUUCGGGGACGUGGGCUGCCGCAUCCUGCUCAGCCUGGACCUCCUCACCAUGCACGCCAGCAUCUUUACCCUCACCGUCAUGUGCACGGAGCGCUAUCUGGCCGUCACCAAGCCGCUGGACACGGUAAGACGCUCCAAGAGUUACCGCAAAGCUCUGGCGUGGGGGGUCUGGCUGCUUUCUCUGGUUCUCACUGUGCCCAUGAUGAUAAUGGUCGCCCAGACCACUAAGAACACGCCCGAUGGGGGCGUAAAGAGGAUGUGCGCACCCACCUGGGCACCCCUGGCUUAUAAAGUGUAUGUGACUGUCCUGUUUGGCACCAGCAUCAUGGCCCCGGGGCUCAUUAUCGGUUACCUGUACGUCAAGUUAGCCCGCACUUAUAUAGAGUCCCAGCGCAACUCUGUGAUCAGCAAGGGCGGCAAGCGGUCACCAAAACAGAAAGUGCUGAUCAUGAUCUUCACCAUCGUGCUGGUGUUCUGGGCGUGCUUCCUGCCGUUCUGGAUCUGGCAGUUGCUGCCUCUGUACCACAGCAAGCCCCUGAGCCUGGCCUCGCAGACGCACACCUGCAUCAACUACCUGGUGGCCAGCCUCACGUACAGCAACAGCUGCAUUAACCCUUUCCUCUACACGCUCCUCACCAAGAACUACAGGGAGUACCUGAAGAACAGGCACAGGAGCUUCUACAGGUACACGUCGUCGUUUAAGCAGCGGCCGCCCAGCCUCUACUCGUGGGGGAAGUCUGCGUCCUCCAGCAACCAGUUUGAGUUCAACUCCGAGACGCUGGUCAUGGGGACACUGAAGUGACUUCUGAGUCACGUGGAAGAGAAGAGAAAGCUUUUGGAACCGCAAUAGGUAGGUGAUGACCUCUGCAUUACGCACAGGCCGGUGCGCACUGCUGACCAAAGUCACAGGCCUAAUACUUUCUCACCAUGCAUUUUUCUGUGUGGAUUAUUUUCAAGCAAUAUAAUCGUUUCUAGUCUGAGGAAACCCAUUUAUUCCAUCCAUGUUUGGCCGUUUUCGAGCCCUAAAUCCCAGUGAGCCCCAUUAGCCCUUACUCCUCUUUCUGCUGCGCUCUUUCACCUCCUCACCCUCAGAGGAGGAACUGAGGGCUUUUAUAUGAAAUACAAAGAAUACAACAAUGGAGCAGCCAACCCAGUUUAGAUAAAAUAUUUAGU
Messenger RNA from Dicentrarchus labrax (European seabass), 1729 nucleotides. RefSeq names its product urotensin-2 receptor. The transcript has a single exon. Gene Ontology annotation, biological process: neuropeptide signaling pathway; blood vessel diameter maintenance; regulation of blood pressure. The coding region runs from base 270 to 1358 and encodes 362 amino acids. Gene Ontology annotation, molecular function: urotensin II receptor activity. Gene Ontology annotation, cellular component: membrane. The record is from RefSeq and is a predicted model, not a curated record. NCBI's taxonomy places the organism in Eukaryota, Metazoa, Chordata, Actinopteri, Moronidae.